GGGGUGCACCGCAAAUUUCUAUAUGCCUGUAUGUCAAUUUCAAGAGUCAGAUUGCGUUUCCCGUGUGUGGCUGUCAGCAGCAACAAGACUCAGUGGACGUCCACAAGCCUCGAUUUGGGAUUUGUACUUGAUCAGAUGAGACGCGCGUCUACCUGCUCACACUGAACCCCAUUCUUUCUUUUUUUCUUUUUUCUUUCUGCUAUUUUGGAUACUUCUGCCACUUAAAACGCAUCCACACACUUGAGUCUCGUGGUAUUUCUCGCUUUUGAAGUGAGUGUAAUAAACAGCACGCCUGAGGGGGAAGACUCACCACAAAACUUUGCACUUUGGAGUUACAUCUUUGCAGCGCACAUCGCGGUGACUUCAUGUGGUUUCUCAUCUGACAGAAGCGGAUCUUUUUUUUCUUCUUUGGGGAAACUUACAGAAGGCGUUUUUGGGGGAAACAUGUCCAGCAAGUGCUCCGCUGUGUUAUUGAAUGUGCUUUUUCUGGUGCGGGCGCUCUCGGCUCAUGAGUGCACGCCGUGUAAUCUCCGGACUUGUCCCGCCAAAGCCCCGCACGGCUGUGAGGGUGGCCGGAUCCUGGCCAGGGAUCCGUGCGGAUGCUGUGACCAGUGUGCCCGGCUGGAGUGGGAGCCCUGCGGCGGACAGGACUGGGCGCACGGCUACUGCGCCUUGGGGCUGACGUGCGCCUCUUUCAAUACAACAGGAGCAGCCACAAUCCCUGAGAUUGGAGUGUGUAAAGUGCUCCCUGAGAAUCCAGAGGCAGGCCUGGAGGAUGAGCGCUGCCCCCUGAUGACAGGCUGCGACAGAGCUGGAGGUCAGUGCGUGUGUGAUGCCCGUCACUCCUGCUUGGGCACUUUCACCUAUCCAGACCAGGAAACCUGCAUGAAGGCCAGCAAGUCAGAGGGACGCAGGCACGAUCACCGGGAAAGGCACAGAGAGAAGUAUGUGGGACCAUCCAACCCGGCCUGCAUGUUCUCUGGGUGUAACCUGACCGCUGAGGGUUGUGUGUGUGAGUCUCAGAGCUGCCACCACCACUUUGCCUACAUCAACCGCAGCCAGUGCCAGGAAGCCGCAGAGGAGCUGAGGUGUGCUGGGGUGACGUGUCCUGCUCUGCAGGUGCCCUCCUGCCCCAAAGAUUCAGUCCUCACCAAGAGUUACACGCCCCCUGCUGGUUGCUGCCCCUCCAUACUGCCCCAGUGCACUUGUGACCUCCGUGCCUGCCACAAGCCCCAGUGCCCGAGCGGACAGCGCGCCGUGCCACUCAGCCAGGCCAGCGGUCAGCCAGGAGACUGCUGUGAUGUCUUUGAGUGCCAGAAAGUGUCUCCCAAAUGUGUCCACAAUGGGAAGGAGUUUUCCGAGGGAGAGGUGUACCGCAUGGACCCCUGCUGGCUGUGUCAGUGCCGCGGUGGAAUCUCAUUCUGCUCCAAGGCCGAGUGUGCUGAACUGGACUGUGAAAACUUCUACAUUCCUGAGGGCGAGUGUUGCCCUGUCUGCCUCGAUGUGGAGUUACUGUCCGUGGACAGCACCAAAGCCAGUUGCUGGGUGAAUAAUAAACUGCGAGCCCAUGAGGAGCAGUGGAAAGAGGACGACUGCACCUUCUGCCAGUGCGUGGAUGGAGAACCGCACUGCACUGCUAUGGCCUGCAAACAGAGCUGCCAAAACCCUGUCAAGAUCCCUGGGGAGUGCUGUCCCUUCUGUGAAGAGCCUUCUUAUGAAACCGUUAGCCCCAUGCUGUGCCCUCCGCUGGAAAACUGCUCCCUGUCCGGGAAUGACUGCCCCUACGGCUUCCAACAAGACAAAAAUGGAUGUCUGCUCUGCCAGUGUCUCAAUAAUGACUCCUGCCCUGACCUUGGAAAAUACUGUUCCUUGCAAUGCCCAAUGGGAUACGAGAGGGAUGAUUUUGGCUGUGAGGUGUGUGAGUGCAGCAUCCCCAUGCCCAAGUGCCGACCUCUGACCUGCACUAAGACCUGCCCUUAUGGAUAUGUGAGGAACAAGCAUGGCUGUGAGAUGUGCCGCUGUGUCAAGUGUCCUCCCUUCACCUGUGACAAGCACUGCAGCGAUGGCUAUCGGCAGAACAGGAAGGGCUGCUCCAUCUGCAUGUGUAAAGAAAGUGGCCACGUCCCAAGCACCACUGCCCCAUCACCAAUGCCCAACUAUUGCCUCACCUCCAACGGGCACCGAUACGAGGAAGGUGACGGCUGGCAUGACGGCUGCCGUGACUGCUAUUGCCACUCCGGACGGGAGAUGUGUGUGCUCAUAUCCUGCCCUGUGCCCAGCUGUUCUCAUCCAGUUGUGAGGCCUGACCAGUGUUGCCCUACGUGUGAGGAUGAGUCAGGCAGCGGUCAGCCAGAGGGGAUGGACAUGGUGGUGUGCAGAGCACCUGGGGGAGAAUUUUAUGUGGAGGGGGAGACCUGGAACCUGGACGAGUGCACACGCUGCACCUGUAGGAAGGGACGUGUCCUGUGUGACACUGAAGUGUGUCCCCCGGCUCUCUGUCAGACACCAAUCAGGAACAAGGACACCUGUUGCCACGUAUGCCCAGACGAGACGCUGAGCCCCUUGCUGCCGGUGAACAACAGCCAACAGGAGUACUGCAUAACCAACGAUGGAGACGUGCUGCUGGCAGGAGACUCUUGGAAAGCCAACGCCUGCACCAGCUGCACCUGCAACAACGGCACCAUUCAGUGUUUCUCUCAGCACUGUCCCGCUGCCAACUGCCGGGUGCCCGUCUUACGCAAGGGCCAGUGCUGCCCACACUGUCUCGAAAUUACAACAUCGGUGCCGGUGAUGGUGGCUACUAAUGCCCCCAAGAAAACAGUCACUAUUACAGUGGAGAGUGCAGUGUGGAUCACCACCGUCACUGUACCACCCAUCAUUGCUGAUACAGAUGAGCCAAGUUUAGGCGAGAAUUACCCCAGCCAAACAGAGAUGGCCCUCAUCUACCAAUCAGCAGCCUGGAUCCUUGCAGGUCUCCUCCUCGCCAUCAUCAUCUUCCUCAUCGUGGCGUUACUCGUCAACAAGAAAAAGAAGUGGGUGCAGAUGUCCUGCUACAGCGCACCAAAGAAGACGGUGAUCCUAAAGAAGCACGUAAACAAGAACUCGGUGGUCUACAUGGAGCCCUCCAAGGAGAACAAGUUUCAGAAUGUGAAGAACGACUGCGGCAUCAUCCAUUUCUCUCCAGAAAUGAGUUCCACCUGCGUGGACAAGAUGACCAUCCCCCGGGCCAAGCUGAGCAUGGGCAACGACUGGACGUCACGCUAAAAAAAAAAAAACACCACAAAACAAACCCUGUAGAUCAGAGCUAUCCAGCACCUCCCACUCUCUCUUACUGCUGUAUCCAAGGUGAUUAGUGCAACAGUGCACACACACACACACACACACACACACACCUUGGACGCCGUUCCCACCCUUCUCUCUCUGCGUGACAGUAAAACUGAGGAUUCUCUGCAAGAGACAAAGCAAGCAACCUCUGUUUCUUUUAUAAGUCAUAUUCUUCUGUGUUUGGAUCUUUGGGUGGAGUGAGAUGCUGGGAGGUGGACGGAUGCAUGGACAUAUAAAGGACACAGCCACUCUAGGCUCUGCUUUAAAACAGAGAAGGAGGCAGCCAGAGAGGCUCCUCUGUCAGAAUCAGAAUUUGACUGUGAACAUUGUAAUAUUAUUGUUUUAUUAUUGCCUCCUUUUGAAACUGGAACUUUGAGGCAAUAAAAGGAGCAUUAAAAGCUUUAGAACAGGGGUUUGGGCUGUAGUUUAAAGGGGGUGUAGAGGAUGAUGCCCCCACCUGGAGUUUAGCUUCAUCAUGCUUCAUGGAUGUAAUCAUUUUCAUCAGCAGGGAAGCCAAAGGAACUGAUAAUCCAGUUGGAUCACAUUGGGCUCAGCAGCCAAAUCAUACCAAGCGAACAGGCUUUAUAUAGACCCCAAGAUCCAAAUCCCUGCUUUAGAAUGUGUGGUUUCCAUCUUAGUUUUUGUAUAUUUCUACAGUAUUUGUAUCGUAGUGUUGUAUUUGGCCACCUCUCGUUUUUAUUAUGGGUGUCUCUGUGGGGCCAGAUUGAAACAUUUUGAAAAUGCCAGUCUAAACAUUCCCCCCCGAUCACGUUCAGGAAGGACACGCUUCCCAAAUAAUAGCCUUGUUUCUACCUUCAAAUGACCCGAGCCAUUCCAUUCAGAAAACCCGCGACAACAAACCGCAAUUCUUCAAAAUGAAAUGUGUGAAUUCUCCCUCUCUGUACUCGCCCGCAAUACAGUAGCCAACCGUCUUCGUCUUUUCACUAAGCUUCACCCGACCUCGGCUCUUCCAGAAGGGAUCAGUCGUACUUCAUCAUCUCAAAAAUCACCAGAGUUGAAGGUGAAGUGGAGCGAUGUUCAUCCAGGAAGAAUAUCAUUUUAUUGACUGCAGCAGAGACAAAAUGGUGCCAGACUCUUCAUCUGGACCUACGAGGAAUGUCUUUGAUACCUUGCCUCACUUCAUAACUUCAUUCACAGCUGUGUAUGUGCGUGCGUGUGUGUGUGUUUGUGUGGUGCUACUGUUCACACCGAAUGUUAGCAAUAGUAAUGAUUCAUUUUAAAGCCUUAAUUCUAUAGCCUUAAUGCAUUUUCUUUGUCGAUAUCUUGUUUUCAUUUAAUAACUGUUAGCCCAUAUCAAGGAAUCUAAAAAAACAGUAAUAUAUUCAUCCACUGUUAAGAUGAACAGAUUGUGUUGUACAGCAUCUGAUGAGUUCGAGUGAAUUAUGUGAUGUGGAUACGUUAAGUACGUACGUGUGAGAGGAACUCGCUAAUAACUGUACAUAAUGGUACACAUUACGAAAGUCAGAGCAUGUUAAAGUAGCACUUUUCUGUUGUUUUUUUUGGUUUUUCAGAAAGCACACUGCAAAAUUCUUGGAGGGAUAAAGGCCCUAAUCAGGGAUUUGAUAGUCAUAUUGAGCUCGCAGAGAUGUUAAACCACUCAAGUGAACACCCUGUUGCAGCUAGAGGCUCUGUACCAAUCUGAUCAGCACGGGGAAGGAUUACGAAACAAACUGGGUUUGUUUUUUUUGUUUUUUAUAGGAAAGAGUUGUCGAUCCAUUACCAAUAUCUCAAUACAAAGACCAUUCUGAUGCCAAAAUUGGUUGGAGACCAAUUUAUAAUUGAAGUGUUUUAGUAACUCUGUAGAUUUGUGUCUGUUUGAAUCAUGACCAUGUGCUUUAAAAUGAAGAGGCGACUGUAAAAGCUUACGCAAUUCUUUGUUCUUCUAUGUGUAAAAAAAAAAAAAA
Messenger RNA from Larimichthys crocea (large yellow croaker), 5249 nucleotides. Its product is annotated as cysteine rich transmembrane BMP regulator 1 (chordin-like). The record is from RefSeq and is a predicted model, not a curated record. Gene Ontology annotation, molecular function: serine-type endopeptidase inhibitor activity; protein binding. The transcript is spliced from 15 exons. The coding region runs from base 445 to 3264 and encodes 939 amino acids. Gene Ontology annotation, cellular component: plasma membrane; extracellular region. NCBI's taxonomy places the organism in Eukaryota, Metazoa, Chordata, Actinopteri, Sciaenidae.